UCCUCAACAUUUAUCAAUAUUCAUCUCAAGGGCACUACAACAAUCAAAAAUGAAUUUAUUGUUUUUAGUCGUUCCUUCAGAGAAGCAACUGAAGGAUUUAAAAAUGUCUUGUCUAUUCUUUCUAGUGACGAUGACGAUGAACUUAAUCUUGUAUUACUAGAUCUAGAUCUGCCAUACCUGACCUUCACUCCUCACUGUCAUUUUAAUGAACUCGUUGGCCCUUGCAAUGGUUUGAUUGUUUUGACGGAUAAUAAGGUUAUCGUCUUAUUUAAUCCAGCUACUAAAAAUCAUACGUUAAUCCCAUCAAGCCCUUUUGUUUGUCGAAAGGGUUUUCAUCGGUCCUUUAGAGGUGGCAUUGGGUUUGGUUUUGAUUCGAUUGGGAAUGAUUACAAGUUUGUCAGGAUUUCAGAAGUUUUUUUGGAUACUUAUUGGGGUCCCGAGGAGAUAGAACAAAAGGUAGAGGUUUAUGAUUUGCGCAUUGAUUCUUGGAGAGAUUUGAAUCAUAUAGAUAAACAGUUGCCUACUGUGUUUAACAAUCCAUCUUUCGAGAUACUUCAUCAUGGAACAUUUCAUUGGCUUGCAGCAAUAGAUCUGAUGGACGUAAUUCUUUGCUUUGACAUUUGCACCGAGAUUUUUCACAACAUGAAUAUGCCUGAUGCUUGUAAUGACUGUGAUGAGAAGCGUUAUGGCCUCACAGUCAUGAAUGAGUUACUAACAUUGGUUUGUUAUCCCAGUUCAGAUAGCGGGAUUGAUCCGACCAAAGAUACAAUGGACAUCUGGAUAAUGAUGGAGUACGGUGUACACGAGGCUUGGACUAAAAAAUACAAGAUUGAACCUCUUCCUAUUGAAUCCCCAUUAACAAUUUGGAGGGAUCAUUUAUUGCUUCUUCAAAGCAAAAGCGGAGUUAUGGUUUCCUAUGAUCUCAAUUCCAACGAAGCCAAGGAAUCCGAAUUAUGUGCUUAUCCUAAAAGUUUGAGAGUCAUAGUUUACAAGGAAAGCUUGAUUUCAAUUCCAAAAAGAGGACCCUAG
Molecule: messenger RNA, 1029 nt
Organism: Lycium ferocissimum
Lineage: Eukaryota; Viridiplantae; Streptophyta; Magnoliopsida; Solanales; Solanaceae
Product: F-box/kelch-repeat protein At3g06240-like
Exons: 1
Source: RefSeq, a predicted model, not a curated record